AUGCCGGCACCGCUCAACGGAAUCCGGGUGGUCGAACUGGCUGGCCUAGCCCCCGGUCCGUUUACUGGACUAUUGCUUGCAGAUUAUGGAGCCUCCGUGCUGCGGAUCGAUCGCCCGAAAGCCGCGAGUGCUGACCAGUUGACUCGCCAUAAGACGUCCGCCACCGUUGACCUCCGGGACCCCGCCUCCCACCGCGUACUCCUCUCCGUGCUCAAGGACGCCGAUGUCUUGAUUGAUCCUUACCGUCCCGGCGUUCUGGAACGUUCGGGUCUGUCCCCGUCGGAGGUCCUCCUGAGACAUAACCCGCGCCUGAUCGUAGCUCGUCUGACAGGCUUCCGUCGCGACGGGAAAUACAAGGAUAUGGCUGGCCACGACAUCAACUACAUUGCCGUAGCCGGGGUGUUGUCCAUGCUGGGCCGGUCGGGUGAACGCCCUUAUCCACCCGGCAAUCUUCUUGGCGACUUUGCUGGCGGGGGUGCCAUGUGUUUCUUGGGGAUCCUGCUAGCCCUGAUCUCACGCAUGCAGACGGGACGCGGCCAGGUCGUCGAGGCAAACAUGGUCGACGGCUCUGCGUACCUAGCUGCGAUGCCGCGGUUGGGCAGACAGACGCCCGUCUGGAGCGCGCCCCGCGGCCAGAAUACGCUGGACGGAGGGAGUCCGUUUUACGACACGUACGAGACUAAGGAUAAGGGAAAGUAUUUCGCGGUGGGUGCGCUGGAGCCGCAAUUCUACGCGGCUCUGCUGAAAGGUCUUGGAUUUAAUCCCGAAGAGCUGCCGCCGCGGGACGACAAGGAUAACUGGCCUGCGCUUCGGGCGGCCUUUGCCAAGCGAUUCAAGGAAAAGACCCGAGCUGAGUGGGAGGCCGUAUUCGAUGGCACAGACGCCUGCGCCACGCCUGUCCUAGAACAAGAUGAGCUCGAGGAAAGUGGCUACGAGCAACGGCCCGCUGUCCAUCUGGUGGAUACCCCGGGACUGCCGAUUCCCACGGACGACGGAGGCUGGACUGGAGGUGGUCUGACACCGGGAACAGGAGGCGAAGAGACCCUGAAAACGUGGCUGGGAUGGAAGAAAGGCCGCAAUUAUGAUGUCAGACCCGAUGGAGCAUUAGUCCAGCUGCUGGACGGCAAAGCAAAGCUCUGA
This is a messenger RNA of Aspergillus ibericus CBS 121593, 1140 nucleotides long. RefSeq names its product CaiB/BaiF CoA transferase family protein. Bases 1 to 1140 code for a protein of 379 amino acids. Lineage: Eukaryota; Fungi; Ascomycota; Eurotiomycetes; Eurotiales; Aspergillaceae. The transcript is spliced from 2 exons. The record is from RefSeq and is a predicted model, not a curated record. Gene Ontology annotation, molecular function: catalytic activity.